UUUCAGUGUGCGCACUUCACCUGUCCUCCUCAAGAGGCAGACUGUGGCGCAUCAGCAGCUCAGCCUCAGACAGCGGCACACCUCAGACACAAUCCUUCCCCAGACUUUGUGUCAUUACGUUGCAUGAUAGCGAAAAGCCAUCAUGCGUGAGUGUAUCUCCAUCCACGUUGGUCAGGCUGGAGUACAGAUUGGCAAUGCCUGCUGGGAGCUUUACUGCCUGGAACAUGGGAUCCAGCCGGACGGACAGAUGCCCAGUGACAAAGCCAUCGGUGGAGGAGACGAUUCCUUCAACACCUUCUUCAGUGAGACUGGAGCUGGAAAGCAUGUCCCCAGGGCUGUCUUUGUGGACCUGGAGCCCACUGUCAUCGAUGAGGUGCGCACCGGUACCUACCGCCAGCUGUUCCACCCUGAGCAGCUGAUCACUGGCAAGGAGGAUGCUGCCAACAACUACGCCCGUGGACACUACACCAUCGGCAAAGAGAUCAUUGAUCUGGUGCUGGACAGGAUCCGCAAACUGGCCGACCAGUGCACUGGCCUUCAGGGCUUCCUGGUUUUCCACAGCUUCGGAGGUGGCACCGGCUCUGGUUUCACCUCCCUGCUGAUGGAGCGUCUCUCUGUCGACUACGGAAAGAAAUCCAAGCUGGAGUUCUCCAUCUACCCAGCUCCCCAGGUGUCCACCGCUGUGGUGGAGCCCUACAACUCCAUCCUGACCACCCACACCACCCUGGAGCACUCUGACUGUGCCUUCAUGGUAGAUAACGAGGCCAUCUACGAUAUCUGCCGUAGGAACCUCGAUAUCGAGCGUCCCACUUACACCAACCUGAACAGGUUGAUUAGUCAGAUUGUGUCCUCCAUCACAGCUUCCCUUCGUUUCGAUGGUGCCCUCAAUGUUGAUCUGACAGAGUUCCAGACCAACUUGGUGCCAUAUCCCCGUAUCCACUUCCCUCUGGCCACUUAUGCCCCUGUCAUCUCUGCGGAGAGGGCUUACCAUGAGCAGCUCUCAGUUUCAGAAAUCACCAACUCCUGCUUCGAACCAGCCAAUCAGAUGGUGAAGUGUGACCCUCGCCACGGCAAGUACAUGGCUUGCUGCCUUUUGUACCGUGGUGAUGUGGUGCCCAAAGAUGUGAAUGCUGCCAUUGCCACCAUCAAGACCAAGCGCUCCAUCCAGUUUGUGGACUGGUGCCCCACUGGUUUCAAGGUUGGCAUCAACUACCAGCCGCCCACUGUGGUUCCUGGUGGCGACCUGGCUAAGGUCCAGAGGGCUGUGUGCAUGCUGAGCAACACCACUGCUAUUGCAGAGGCCUGGGCUCGGCUUGACCACAAGUUUGAUCUGAUGUACGCUAAGCGUGCCUUUGUUCACUGGUAUGUAGGUGAGGGCAUGGAGGAGGGAGAGUUCUCUGAGGCCAGAGAGGACAUGGCAGCUCUGGAGAAGGAUUAUGAAGAGGUUGGAGUCGAUUCCAUUGAGGGUGAGGGAGAAGAGGAAGGAGAGGAGUAUUAAAAGGGACUUUAAAGCACAAGCUAAACGGGAAACAAAUUAUUUAAUUUGUUCUUAAAUACAUUUCAAACAGAAAUGUUUGUCUAUUCAUCACCAGUUUGGCUAUGUUCAGAGUAAAAAUCCAUUAAAAUGUGAGUUUUGCUCUGUCCUAAAUAAAAUUCCUGUAACGAGAA
Siniperca chuatsi (mandarin fish) is the source of this 1668-nucleotide messenger RNA. Its product is annotated as tubulin alpha chain. The transcript has 4 exons. Gene Ontology annotation, cellular component: microtubule; cytoplasm. Gene Ontology annotation, molecular function: GTP binding; structural constituent of cytoskeleton. Gene Ontology annotation, biological process: microtubule cytoskeleton organization; mitotic cell cycle. The coding region runs from base 143 to 1498 and encodes 451 amino acids. Lineage: Eukaryota; Metazoa; Chordata; Actinopteri; Centrarchiformes; Sinipercidae. The record is from RefSeq and is a predicted model, not a curated record.